GGCCGAGGCAAAGGAAAUGCACCAAUCAGCUGCUCCCCCGGGCUCACAACUGUCUGCGGCGCCCGGAAAACAAGCCGGUGCGCAGGGGACCUGGGGCAGGGGCCGCCUCGCUCCGGCCUAGCCCCGCGGCCCUCGGUGUGGUCCCUGGCUCCAGCACCGACGCCCCGGCCUCAGGUCUCUUCCCCCGCGCGGGGCCCCGGCCGUGUAGCCGGAGGGAGCGGCCGGAUGGAGCGGAGGAUGAAAGGCGGAUACUUGGACCAGCAAGUGCCCUACACCUUCUGCAGCAAAUCGCCCGGAAAUGGGAGCUUGCGCGAAGCGCUGAUGAUCCCGCAGGGGAAGCUCAUGGACCCGGGCUCCCUGCCGCCUCCCGACUCUGAAGAUCUCUUCCAGGAUCUAAGUCACUUCCAGGAGACAUGGCUUGCUGAAGCUCAGGUUCCAGACAGUGAUGAGCAGUUUGUUCCUGAUUUCCAUUCAGAAAACUUAGCUUUCCAUAGCCCCACCACCAGGAUCAAGAAGGAGCCCCAGAGUCCCUGCACAGAUCCGGGCCUGUCCUGCAGCAGAAAGCCGCCACUUCCCUACCACCAUGGCGAGCAGUGCCUUUAUUCCAGCUCCAGUGCCUAUGACCCCCCCAGACAAGUCACCAUCAAGUCCCCCACUCCUGGUGCCCCUGGACAAUCGCCCCUGCAGCCCUUUCCCAGGGCAGAACAACGGAGUUUCCUGAGAUCCUCUGGCACCUCCCAGCCCCACCCUGGCCAUGGGUACCUCGGGGAGCAUAGCUCCAUCUUCCAGCAGCCCCUGGAUGUGUGCCACUCCUUCACAUCUUCUCAGGGAGGGGGCCGGGAACCCCUCCCAGCCCCCUACCAACACCAGCUAUCGGAGCCCUGCCCACCCUACCCCCAACAGAGCUUCAAGCAGGAAUACCAUGACCCUCUAUAUGAACAGGCGGGCCAGGCCAUAGGCCAGGGUGGGGUCAGUGGGCACAGGUACCCAGGGGCGGGGGUGGUGAUCAAACAGGAGCGGACAGACUUCACCUACGACUCAGAUGUCCCUGGGUGUGCAUCAAUGUACCUCCACACUGAGGGCUUCUCCGCGGCCUCCCCAGGCUAUGGCUAUGAGAAACCUCUGCGACCAUUCCCAGAUGAUGUCUGCGUUGUCCCUGAGAAAUAUGAAGGAGACAUCAAGCAGGAAGGAGUUGGGGCAUUCCGAGAAGGGCCACCCUACCAGCGCCGGGGUGCCCUGCAGCUAUGGCAGUUUCUGGUGGCCCUACUGGAUGACCCAACGAAUGCCCAUUUCAUUGCCUGGACAGGCCGGGGGAUGGAGUUCAAACUAAUUGAACCUGAGGAGGUCGCCAGGCUCUGGGGCAUCCAGAAGAACCGGCCAGCCAUGAAUUACGACAAGCUGAGCCGCUCACUGCGAUACUAUUAUGAGAAAGGCAUCAUGCAGAAGGUGGCUGGUGAGCGAUAUGUAUACAAAUUUGUGUGUGAGCCUGAGGCCCUAUUCUCUCUGGCCUUCCCGGACAAUCAGCGUCCAGCUCUGAAAGCUGAAUUUGACCGGCCAAUCAGUGAAGAGGACACAGUCCCUUUGUCCCACUUGGAUGAGAGCCCUGCCUACCUCCCAGAGCUGGCUGGCCCUGCCCAGCCCUUUGGCCCCAAGGGUGGCUACUCUUACUAGCCACCAACAACUUCUCCCUCCAUCAGGGGUGGGUGCUGCCCUGUGUACAUAUCAAUGAAUUUGGUGAAGGCCUCAUUCUAAAACCCACAGAUGUCUCUGGGGCAGACCCCUGCUAUCCCAUCAGUUGCCCUGUGGCCCAUAGAGUUGCUCACCAGAGUCUUUGGGAAGCAAAAGUGGAAAAAGGGCAAAUCUAAAGGUGGAAUCUCAGAAGCUCCCCACUGGGAGGGGGUCACGUCCAUCCUCAGGAGUUCAGGUCAGCCUCUUCCUAAGUCCUACUUGGAGGCCUAAACCCUGUUUCCCUUCCCUACCAGAGAACAAGUGAUUGUUCUGUUUCAGGGGACAGAGAAGGAACUUCCCAACUUUAUCCUUGCAGGCUAGCCAGGAAGUUCACUUGAGCUCCCCAGUUCUUACAUUGUGGGGAGACAGAAGCCUAGACUCUWCACUGCCCUAAGCUGUGGCCCUGGAGAACUUGGGAUGCCCGUUCUUGGUGCUCUCCUCCCAUAGGCAGGAACCUGGGAUGGGGAUACUGGACAGAGGCAGGGAGGGAUGGGUUCCAAGGGGCUCUUUGCCUCUCCUCUGCCUUUUCCUAGGCCCACCCAGGCUUGGGAUUCCACCUCCACCUCAUCUGCCAGACCUUAAUAAAGGCCCCUACUGUUAGUUCUGCUUGCUCUUUGCUGCCUUGGGCAYGGACCUGGAAGAGAAAGAUCUGGACUUGGGGCAGAU
Messenger RNA from Urocitellus parryii (Arctic ground squirrel), 2394 nucleotides. It is a transcript of the gene Etv4, whose product is annotated as ETS variant transcription factor 4. The record is from RefSeq and is a predicted model, not a curated record. Gene Ontology annotation, biological process: cell differentiation; regulation of transcription by RNA polymerase II. Lineage: Eukaryota; Metazoa; Chordata; Mammalia; Rodentia; Sciuridae. Gene Ontology annotation, cellular component: nucleus. Gene Ontology annotation, molecular function: sequence-specific DNA binding; DNA-binding transcription factor activity, RNA polymerase II-specific.